Messenger RNA from Doryrhamphus excisus (bluestripe pipefish), 3040 nucleotides. NCBI's taxonomy places the organism in Eukaryota, Metazoa, Chordata, Actinopteri, Syngnathiformes, Syngnathidae. The record is from RefSeq and is a predicted model, not a curated record.
UCCACGCCCGUGCAAUGACGUCACGUAUUUGCGGAAGUAACCCGUUUCAUCAACAAACACGUCCGCGUACUCCCAAGCGAAGAGCACAUUUUAGCCUACAUCAGAGACGUGGGAGACUUCUUUAAGGACACCGAUCGUGGCUUUGUUGACAGAAGCAGGCAAAGACGCUCGGGUCGUUCUUCAGUCCUGUCCUCACGUUUGGGUGGUAUCAGCACGGCUUCCCCUUCCUGUGUCGAAUGCUGAAGAGAGCGAGGAGUCCGAGGCCAAGGGGCUGCCAGUCGCCUUCUGCAUCCAGGUGCUCGGAAUUCCCGACUUCCGGAGAAGGGUUGAACGCAGCAAGCUGAUUGAAUGGAAGAAGGCCAGGGAGAGAGUCGUCUGAUUAGUCUGGGCCAGACCAGGCCUCCUGCAAGAGACUACAGCAGCCACACCGUUAGCACAGUGCAAGGUCAUGGUCCCAGGUUGUCAAAGAUAAACCUGCUCAGCUUGUUGAGUUUGUGGCUGGAACUGUUCCCACAGGAGCAACCUGGAGAAGAAGAGCAGUACCGCAAUGUGGGUCUAGCGGUGGUUCGGGACUCUAAAGUGGUGGGACUCCACUACUCCGGACAUGAGCUCCACGCGGGACAGGCAGCCAUCAUCCAACAUGGCGCCCGUCUGGCUGACUGUCAGCUGUACUUCUCCAGGCGACCGUGCGCCACCUGCCUGAAGAUGAUCAUCAAUGCUGGAGUGAGUCAGAUCUCCUUCUGGCCUGGAGACCCUGAGUGCAGCAUGCUGAGGUCCAGCCCCCACGGUCCUCCCAUCCCAGAGGAAGCCAUGCUGGAUGCCAUGGCGACCGAGAAGCUGAAGUCCAACAGCCGCUCCCACAUAUGCUUGCUCCUCCAGCCUCUAGCUCCUGGCAUGGUGCAGUUUGUUGCUGAGACAUCCAGAGAGUGUGACUUCAUGGCGGGAGCUGCUGCUGAUGAUCUCGGCCUGAACAUAGAGGAACUCUUUAGCAGGGAACAGGAGAAACACUUCCAGGACUUCUCCAAGCAUUUUCUGAUAGAGAGCCCCCAUCAGCACAGAGAGAUUUUGACUCUUAUGCAUCUGGAGAACUUCUGCGUGGAACCUUACUUCUCCAAUCUGAGACACAACAUGAAGGAAGUGGUGGAAGUUCUGGCUGCCGUGGCGGCCGGGGUGCCACAGCGACACUGCAGCUUUCACCAGGAACCCUUCGUCACUGAUGCAUCAUUAAUGUCAUCGCCCCCUCGCCACGAGGGCGUGUCCCAAGAAGUUGCCCUUCAUUGCAUCAUCCAAGCCAGGCUCUUGGCGUAUCGGACAGAGGACCCUAAGGUGGGCGUCGGUGCAGUUAUUUGGGCCCACGGACAGUCGGGUGUCCUUAAUGGCCCCGGUGGUCUGUCCUUAGUGGGCUGCGGGUAUAACGCUUACCCAGCGGGUUCGCAGUACGCCGAGUACCCCCUCAUGGACGACAAGCAGGAGGACAAACGGCGGCGCAAGUACCGAUACAUUAUCCAUGCAGAGCAGAACGCCCUAACCUUCAGAACUCGAGACAUCAACCCUGAAGAAGCCACCAUGCUGUUUGUAACAAAAUGUCCCUGCGACGAGUGCGUUCCUCUGAUUCGAGGCGCCGGCGUCACACACAUCUACACCAAUGACCACGACAGCGAUCGAGACAAAGGCGAGAUUUCCUACCUCCGCUUCAGCAACCUGAAGGGCAUCCAGAAGUUCAUAUGGCAAAAGGACGCCGUCGCUUCUUCUAACGUCACCACCAACGGUUAUGCCGGCAAGCGCAGGAGGGCGGAGGCGCAGGGGAAGCCCGGCGUCAAGAAGCUACGCAACAACUUGGAGUCUGUGAGCUGAGAAUCAACCCGAGCACGCCGGACCUGGACCUCCUCUUCCAUCAGCACCAGUUUUUAUCUGGUAGCCCACAAUCGUAUGAUGACAAUGGGAUUGAGAACACACCACAUUGACUUCAUCACUAAGAAGCAGCCGAUACAUACAAUCACAGUGGAACCUCGGUUAGGGUCCGCCCCGGUUAGAGUUCUUCUUGGUUAAUGUUCAUCAUUUAUUUCAUUCUGUUUAGCAUGCGUCUUAUUUAGUUAUUAAUACACCGCAUGAGUCCAAUGUGUUUUUCCAUUUAAAUUAUGUAUACUUUUAAUUGAUUUGUAUUAUUUAGAUUUAACAAUUACAUUAUAAUUUAUAAGUACAUAUACGUAUGUACAAUUAAUCUAAACACAUACAAAUGACCAACGAAAGAUUACUUUUACCUGAAAGCGGUUGGAAAGACACCCGAAACUAAAAGCAAAGCAGAAGCCAAAUAAUACAAAACAAAAUACUUUUGCACUUUUGCAUUAUUUAAACUGAUCAAAAAUAUAUUUUAAAGUAUAUUAUUUUAAUAUUAAAACGAUUGCCCUGAUAUGCAGAAAGAAGCCUUUCUGCGGCUUCAGUUAUCACUUUUUCAAAAAUGUAUAAAUAAAUCAUUGCAGUUGACUGCAGCCUAGUAAAACAUAUGCAUAUUCCAGCCAGUGUUGUUAUUUUUGGCCCAGAAUUAUACACUUAAGCAUAAACACAGCCAAUGGAGACGCAUGUUACGUGUCAGUCAUGUUACAUUACCAAAAAAUAAGCCUUUGCAGGAAGUACUGUACAGAAACAAGUCAAAAAAGAAAGGCUAAUGUGGGGUCUUACUGGGUAAUACAAGAGUAAAGGCAACUAUAGGGGUGUUAUUUCAAGGCUAGGGGGCUUUAAUGAUUAUAAAAACUGUAGAAGGUUCUAAAUUGGGUUUCUAUGCUCAAACAACAAAAAUAUAUAAAGAAUCCUACUUCGUGGAAAUUCACUUAUCACCAUUGGGUUUGUUACAAAUGACAUAACACAAAUUGUUGCGUUCCCGUCUUUUUUUUUUUUUAUUAUUGUCAGUGUGGUACACAAUACGGGGUGUGUGCAGUGGGGAGACACCCGGGAGAUAAUGUUUGGACUGCUUGGCAUCUCGCGCAAAGAAAAACAUCCACUGGUGAAUAAACCUGAUCCCUUAAAGCUUGUCUUUUAUUGG